Molecule: messenger RNA, 849 nt
Organism: Pteronotus mesoamericanus
Lineage: Eukaryota; Metazoa; Chordata; Mammalia; Chiroptera; Mormoopidae
Product: interferon alpha-inducible protein 27-like protein 2A
Exons: 6
Coding region: 212-703 (163 amino acids)
Biological process (GO): apoptotic signaling pathway
Cellular component (GO): membrane; mitochondrion
Source: RefSeq, a predicted model, not a curated record
GAGGAAGGAACAGCCUCCCUGGGGAAAUAAACCCACCUCCACCCCACCUCCCACAUUCAGGUCCUUUCAUAACUCCAACACCCACACCUGGACCCUUUCCAGGCCAGCUGCCCUGCAAGCUCCAGGAAGCUUCUCUCUCCCCAACUGGGACGCCUUAGCUCCACCCUCCCUGCAGGUUUAGUUCCACUGGGUGUCUGUUGUUCUGUGCGCCAUGGAAGCGGUCCUAGCCUCUACCCUCACCAAGGUAAUGUCCUCAGUGAGCCUGGCCAAAGCUGGCGCGGCGGCAGCCUCGAGCGGUGUCCUGUCCGGACUGAUCCCAGCGGGGCUCACCCUGCCAUCCAUUGAUGCCCUAAGCUCGGCCGCAUCAUCUGUGGGAUCCUUGCUAGAGACACUGGGAUCCCCAGAUGUGGCCCUGACUGACUGCCCACUUGGAGCCAAGACUGUUGCAGUGGUGAUUGGAGGAGCCGUGGCUGUGGGCGCUGUGCCUGUGGCACUGGGCACCAUAGGCUUCACCGGGGCAGGAAUUGCAGCCUCCUCCUUAGCGGCCCAGAUGAUGUCAUCGGCUGCCAUUGCCAAUGGCGGCGGGGUUGCUGCCGGUAGCCUGGUGGCCACUCUGCAGUCCGUGGGAGCAGCUGGACUGUCUAUAUCGUCCAAAAUCAUCCUGGGCUCCGCUGGGUCUGCCCUGACCUACUUCCUGGUAUAGCUUCCUGUAACCCCCAAGGCUGAGAGAAGGACCAGGUGGGGCCCUGCCCACCAGCCUGACACAGUGGGGGCCAGACACAGGGUGACAAUGUGCCCCAUGCUGCACCCCCAGAGGAAACUAAGGAAUAAAAAUGAGGUGUUGCAACC